Rotaria sordida is the source of this 1239-nucleotide messenger RNA. The record is from the annotation of a GenBank genome assembly. Lineage: Eukaryota; Metazoa; Rotifera; Eurotatoria; Philodinida; Philodinidae.
AUGGGAUGUCAACAAUCUCAAGUUGCACCGACAAUUCAUCCUGUGUUUCACUCUAGAGAAGAUUCAGAUAUAUAUUGGUUGAAUCUUGCCUUCCGUGACAAAAGUGAACAAACUAUUAUAAGACCUCAUGAACUUGAAUCUUACUUGCGUGAUCCUCCUCCUCAAGAUGUUGAUAGAAAAUUACGAAAUCGUAUUCUAGGUUCUCUGAUCGGUUUAGCUUUGGGUGAUGCUCUUGGUGCUCAUGUUGAAUUUAGACCUCAUCAAUAUAUGGUUGAACAUCCAGUUACGGAUCUUGAAGGAGGAGGUACAUGGGGUCUUCAAAAAGGACAGUUCACUGAUGACACUUCUAUGGCACUUUGUUUGGCUAUUUCAUUAAUCAUUAAUUGUGAUUUUAAUCUAUACGAUCAAUUAGUUCGUUACAAAUGGUGGUACAAACAUGGAUAUAUGUCAUCAACAGGACAAUGUUUUGAUAUUGGAUCAUCAACUAGACAAGCUAUAAAUGAAUUUGAACGUCGACAACAUCAGUUUGCUCAGAAAAAUGAAAUCCGUUUAGAAGAUUUAGAUUUAAAUACUGGAGAACAAAUUUUUCAAAAUUUUGAUGUAUAUUGUGGAAAAAAUGAUGCAGCUGGUAAUGGAGCUCUUAUGCGUCUUGCACCAGUACCACUUUUCUUUCAUCGAGAUGCAAAAACAGCUGUGAAAUAUUCAGGUCUUAGUGCUAAAACAACUCAUGGCGAUCAAAAAGUCUACGAUGCAUGUCGGUUUUAUGGUGCUUUGAUCGUAGCUGCUAUUCGAGGUGAAUCAAAAGAGAAUUUAUUACAUCGUGAUUUCUACGAAAAACAUCAAGACUGGUUUGGUACUACACCACUUCAUGAUGAUGUUAAAGAAAUUAUUGCGGGAUCUUAUAAGAAAGAAAAUGGUUAUGCCGAUGGAAUUAAAGGCAAAGGUUAUGUUAUUGAUAGUUUAAAAGCUGCUUUGUGGGCUUUCUGGUCAGAUGGCGAUUCAUUUGAGAAUGGUGUUUUAGCUGCUGUUAAUCUUGGUGAUGAUGCUGAUACAACAGCGGCUAUAUACGGACAAUUAGCUGGUGCUUAUUAUGGUUACAAAGGAAUACGUUCUGACUGGACCAAACAAAUCUAUGCGGAGAAAUUUAUUCAAUGUUUGAGUAAAUGGAUUGUUUAUCAGGGUGAAAUGUGGUUACAACAGAAACCAUCAACUGUAAUCCCUCCUAAACAGAAAUUUUAG